AUGUCUGUCCUACUCCCCCCGCCGAAACGUCAAAAGGUGUACCAUGGCAUACCACAGCCCGCCCCAGAGCCGCCGAAAGCCACUGCAAAUGUCGUGGUACAAUUCGUUUCAGAGGACGAUGGCUCACCUUUAGCACCUGCCGUCAACCUACCAGCAAAUGUGUCGAGAGAAGGACUAGAGGCUUUGGUCAACAAGUUGUCGGUCAAGGAUGAGGAUCCCGUGCCGUUUUCCUUCUCAAUAGAGCUCCCAGCAGACGCUGUUACUGCUGGAGCUCCUUCUCGCGUGGUCAUCGCGAAAUCUAUAGAAGAAGACGUGUUGUCGCAUGCUUCAAAAGCAUUUACACCAGAAGACGUCUUUGUGAUCCGAUGUUCUCCUCAAGCAGUGUUCAAGGUGCGGCCAGCAACCCGUUGCUCAUCAACGCUAUCAGGACAUGCAUCACCGAUCCUUUGUGCCUCCUUCUCACCAACCGGGAAUCUUCUCGCAACCGGUUCUGGCGACUGCACCGCUCGUCUCUGGGAUCUCUUCACUGAAACACCAUCCCAUACACUCUCGGGGCACAAAGGCUGGGUAUUAUGUGUCGAAUGGGAGGCGAUGGAGAGGAAACUUGCUACUGGCGGGCAUGAUGGACACGUUAGACUAUGGGACCCCAAAACCGGGAAGCCGAUUGGCGACGCCCUCAAAGGCCAUACAAAAUGGGUCACUUCCCUUGCCUGGGAGCCAAUCCACAUAAACGCCUCAUCGCCGCGCCUGGCAUCUUCUUCCAAAGACGGUACGGUCCGUGUCUGGAAUGCAUCCACUCGCCGCUUGGAAUAUGCGCUGGGUGGUCAUUCGGCCAGCGUAAACGUUGUUCGCUGGGGCGGUGGCGGGAUGGGCGGAAAGGGCGUGCUCUACACCGCAUCAAGCGACAGGACUGUGAGGGUCUGGGACGCCAACGGGGGGAAACCUUUGUACACGCUGAAAGAUCACGCACAUUGGGUGACGACGCUCACGCUCAACACUGAUUUCGUCCUCCGAACGGGACCAUAUAACCACAAGGGCAAGAAACCCGCGUCAGAGGAGGAAGCUCAGAAACUCGCGCUGGAGAGAUACAACACCCUUCUCGCCUCCACGCCCGAACUCCUCAUCUCAGGCUCAGACGACCACACCCUCUUCCUCUGGUCUCUCUUCCCCUCCUCUGAUUCUGCUCCGUCGACGAGACCCAUCACCCGACUGACAGGCCACCAGCGGCAGAUUUCGCACGUCGCGUUCUCACCGGACGGCCGGUGGGCGGCAAGCGCCGGCUGGGACAACGCGAUCCGGAUAUGGGAGGGGCGAACGGGCAAGUACAUCGCGACGCUCCGGGGCCACGUCGGGCCUGUCUAUAGGCUCGCUUGGAGCGCGGACUCCCGGAUGCUGGUGAGCGCGAGUAAGGACACGACGUUGAAGAUAUGGGAUUUGAAGACGUACAAGCUGAAGAAUGAUCUUCCGGGCCAUACGGACGAGGUUUACUGUGUAGAUUUUGUGGCGGACAAAGUCGUUAGCGGUGGGAGGGACAAGACGGUGAAAAUUUGGAAGAAUUAGAAUAUCUGUUGCGACAGUUGUCGGUAUGUAGAUGGACGCAGCCGAUUGUGCAAGGUAGCAGUUCCUUUGAAAUAUUGUCGGACGACAAGCGUAGUGCAAGGCGAGCCUCUUUGUGCAGUCA
Molecule: messenger RNA, 1681 nt
Organism: Gloeophyllum trabeum ATCC 11539
Lineage: Eukaryota; Fungi; Basidiomycota; Agaricomycetes; Gloeophyllales; Gloeophyllaceae
Product: WD-repeat protein
Exons: 8
Coding region: 1-1560 (519 amino acids)
Biological process (GO): ribosomal large subunit assembly
Cellular component (GO): nucleolus
Molecular function (GO): protein binding
Source: RefSeq, a predicted model, not a curated record